Molecule: messenger RNA, 979 nt
Organism: Nematolebias whitei (Rio pearlfish)
Lineage: Eukaryota; Metazoa; Chordata; Actinopteri; Cyprinodontiformes; Rivulidae
Gene: gadd45gip1
Product: growth arrest and DNA-damage-inducible, gamma interacting protein 1
Exons: 2
Coding region: 32-778 (248 amino acids)
Cellular component (GO): nucleus
Source: RefSeq, a predicted model, not a curated record
AGAGCAACAUCCGGGUUCUUUUGUUGUAAACAUGGCGCUGUCCAUGUUGAGCCCGAGGAUGGUGGUGGUUUGUAGGACGUUUAAAGGCAUUUCAUCCUUUACACCGAUUCUUUCUGUGAACUGUCCCGGGUUUGUCCUGCAGACAGCGACUUAUAACCCGAAACCUCUGAAGAUAAACAUCAAGAAACCUUAUAUUCCCGACAAGAACAGCGAGAAGACGCCGGAGUGGCAGAAGACGCACAAGUACGACCGAAAGCUGUUCGGCCGCCUCGGCUCUGCGUCGGGCAUCGAGCCGGGCUCUCUGUGGCCCACUGACGAGGAGCUGGAUAAAAUAAUCGCGGAUGAAAACGAGUGGCACCCUCCAUUAGAGGUCAUGUUGAAGAACAUAGCGGCCAGGGAGGCGGAGGAAACCAAGAAGCUGCGCGAUAAGGAGAAGCUCAUAGCAGAAAAUAUGGCCAAGAUGCCAAAGAUGAUGGAGGAGUGGCGCAGAGCAAAACAAGAGGCCAAACAGAAGCUGAGGGAGGAGAAAGCUCGAAAGGCGAGGCUGCUGGAUGUGGCCAGGGAGCGCUUUGGUCACGCUGUGGACCCCCGCAGCACCCAGUUCUUGGAAAUGGUUGCAGAAGUAGAGAAGGAAGAGAAGAAGAAAAGGAAACUGUUGAAACGCACAAUAAGGGAGAAGGCGGCCGCCGCAGCAGCAGCUCCUGUAAAUCCUACUGCAGCUGCUGCAGGAGCUGCUGCAGCAGCUGCUGCUGCUGCAGAUCCUGCAGCACCAUCGUAGUCCUGGACUCAUUUUAAACACCUGAGCUGCUUCUUGAGGUUAAACUUAGAAAGCUGGUUGUCAACUUUGUAUGUGUGCAGUGUAUGAUAGACUGAUUCCACUGCAGAGCCUCACAGUCCAGCUGUUCAUCUGGUGUAAACAAGUCAGGAAGGAUUUACUCAUUUAAUUUGGUUUACUGAAUAAACUGACAACUUGUAUUAA